GUCCGCGAGACACCCCGCCAAGCGGCUCACGAGCGAGCAGUAGUACAGGCGCGCGCAUUCAGAACUCUCAAUUUAUCACGAAACCCUCGCGGCUCGCGCGAUAGCAGGACGUCCGACGCACACUGAGAUUGUUUUAACAUCUUUUCACAUACUUUUUGAAUGUUUUUGUGGUUCAACCGUACAAUGUGAGGAGAAAUGGCCGGGACAAGCUCUGAUUGGGUGGAAAUACUGGAGCCCCGUUCCCAGGAACGAAUGUACGUGAAUUUGACAACAGGAGAGUGCGGAUGGGAGCCACCCAUUGGUGUGCCUGUCCGUCAGGCGGAUGGCAACCAGUGGUGGGAACUUUUCGACCCCCAUAGUAACAGGUUCUACUACUACAACUCUGCUGGCCGCGUGACCGUGUGGCAUAGGCCGCAAGAUGCGGAUAUCGUCCCUCUCUCUCAGCUUCAGGCCAUGAAACGCAACACAGAGUCUGAGCACAGGACAGAUGGGGGCACAAAGGAAAGGCAACAUGGAAAUCAGUCUACAGGGAGUCAAGAUAGACGCACCCCUCUGCCACCCAUGGAGCCUUACAGUCAAGAGCUCGAGUGUGCAGGCAAAGAGCUUACAGAGCAAGAAAUAGACAACAGACAGAAAUUAGACCUCCACAGCAUGGAUAGCAACAGAGGCACUCUCAGGGAAGAGCAAAGAGACACGUGUCAGAGGUGGCAGCCCCCUUCUGGAUCUAAAGCCGCCAUGUUAGUAAAGGUCAGUAGCAUAGGCAGAAGCCAAGGAAGAGGAAUCAGUGGAGCAGCUUCCCUUCACCUCCCACAGAGUAAAGCCAAUGGUCACAGUGCCUGCACGCACACUUCCGGCAGUGUCAAAUCUGUUUCAGGCUACAUGCUGUCCCAGCAGGCUUACAAAACCACACCGGGAGGCAAAAUGGCACCAGAUACGAGGCAGACCCACCACUUGAGGAAGGCAAGCAAUGGCAGCUUUUGCCUGGUGGCCUCAGGUGACUCUUCUCCACAUCCAGCAUCUCCACAGCCACAGUCCAGCUCACCAAGGCCGGUAUCUCCACAUUAUGGAGCGACCGCACGUUUCUAUGAUGAUCCAUUAGCUGAUUGCCCCAUUUAUGAUGAACCUCCCGUAGAUAUGGAGGUAGAAGGUGCUCACUUACACAACAGCACAUCCAGACACAAUCACAGUCUACAGAAGGUAAAACUUCUCCAGCACCCAGGUCCAUCUUAUACAGGCUCCCGACACAAGAGGAACCCCUCUGACUAUAGUCCAGCAGGUCUGGAGUGUAUCAAGCAUAUGGUGAAUGUCGACCCCAAGCAAGGACUCCUUUCUACUUCCCCAAUGCCCUCUCCAACAUCUGCACCAGAGUCCUUACUUCUACCGACAAGGGUACUUCAAAAGGAGCCUGUUAGCUUGGAAAAGAAGCAGUCAAUGAGGAUUGUAGAAGCAGGUUUGCUAAGAGCUAUUGAGGUGCAUCACAGCAGGCAGGGGAGCCAAGGAUCCCAGGACUAUUCCACACCACCACCUCCCGCUGUUAGCUACCAAGAUUCGGGUUACUCAACCGGCCCGUCUCCCAGCCUGCGGAGGAAAAGCAGGAGGAGGAUAGGUGCCGGCGGCCGACCCGGCUCUGUGGGUAGCACUGGGGAGCUCACAGCGCUAAACGAGCGCCUGAUUGAGGAGAUGAGGGAGGUGGUCAGUCGCUCAAACACUAUGCGGGAGACCAAAGCUAGUCUGGAUUUAGAGAUGUCGGAGCGCUGCUCCACACAGCGCACACAUAGCACGGGCCGGUGCUCAUCCAGGGAAGAUAUUUCAUCCUCCAGCAGGUCACUGAGCAGGACAGGUAACUAUCCUAUUGUGGCCUUUUCGCAACUGGACAUCCCAGGAAGGCAGAAGCGGACGUAUGAGAAGGUUGACACGCUUGAGCAGAGCAUUGCAUUGUCCUCCCCUGAGACGGCUGGACCCCCCUCACAGGCGGGAACACUGGAACCUAAGGUUCAAUUGGAUAACAGAACGAAAAGCAUGGUGGACAACAGAAUGGGUUCACUUGGCCCUCAUCGACACGUCGUCAGCGAUUCCAACUUGCAGAGAAGUGAUGCAGGGGGUUACCAGCUCUCUUACGCCACCCUUCGUCAGCCCCCACCCCCAGAUGCCAGCAUGGCAGACUGGGCCAGCAAGCACCUGAACAUGCAUACACAGGGUCUGUUCCGCCGGAGAGUCUCCAUUGCUAACAUGCUAUCCUGGAACCGCGGCUCCAUCAAGAAGCCCAUGCUGAUGACCAACGACCGCACGGUGCGCAAGGAAGCCUGCGAGAUAUUCAAACUCGUCCAAGCCUACAUGGGAGACCGGCCCUCACGGCUAGACCGACGUCACGCAGCUCUCCUCAUUGUCACUAAGUGCUGGGGCAUGCAAGGCCUAAGGGAUGAGCUGUACGUCCAGCUUGUGAGGCAGACCACAGGCAACAGCAGCCCACGCAGCCUGGCAGCAGGCUGGGAGCUCAUGGCUGUGUGCCUUGCCUUCUUCGCUCCUUCGCCCAAGUUCUGCUGCUACCUGGAAGGUUACAUUCAGCGCCACGUGGAGCAAACCAAUGACAAGAAAAUAACCCAGUUCAUACUGGACCAGCAGGAUAUUAAGAAGAAGAACUCCAAGUCCAGGAAGAAGAGAAAGCAGAACAGCGAAGAGGAAGCAGCUCUACCCAUCAGCACAUAUGCAAAGUACUGUCACCGGAAACUCCAGAAAGUGGCGAUUACUGGAGGGAAAAAGGGGCUCCGUAAACCAACCACAGAGGAGGUAGACCACAGUCGACGUGCUAUCAUGACCCCGUCUCUGUUUGGCAGCUCCCUAGAGGAGGUAAUGGAGCGACAGUGUGAACUCUUCCCAGACAGGAAGUUGCCGUGGGUGCAAGUGCAGCUGUCGCAGUAUGUGCUAGCUUUGGGCGGAGCUCAGACAGAGGGAAUAUUCAGGGUCCCUGGUGACAUUGAUGAAGUUAAUGCACUGAAGCUACAGGUGGAUCAAUGGAGGAUCCCUGAGAAUUUGUCAGAUCCCAACGUGCCUGCUUCUCUAAUGAAGCUGUGGUACCGUGAGCUGGAAGAACCUCUGAUCCCUAUGAGCUUCUACAAGCAGUGCAUCAGUAACUAUGACGAUCCUGUGGCAGCCAUUAGUGUAGUGCAGUCUCUGCCUGAGCUCAACCGCCUGGUGCUUUGCUACUUCAUUCAUUUCCUACAGGUAUUUGCCCAGCCUACAAAUGUUGCGGUCACAAAAAUGGACGUAAACAACCUCGCAAUGGUAAUGGCUCCCAAUUGCCUUCGGUGCCAGUCGGACGACCCUCGUGUAAUAUUCGAGAACACGCGCAAGGAGAUGUCAUUCCUGCGCAUGCUGAUCGUACAUCUGGACACAAGCUUUAUAGAGGGCAUUGUUUAAAGAUCCUUUAAUACUUAUUACUUUUCCACGGCAAUACAUGUGAUACAUAACUAGCCUUCCCACAAACAUUGAGUCACAAAAAUGGAUGUCAAGGACAAAGGUACCCUGUUAAAGAUGAUACUUUGUGUAAAAUCAGUUUUUGCAUGGUGUGUGCCACUGGAAAACUGUUUAAGAGUGAACUGUGUGUUUGUACACCUCAGUGACAAAGGGUAUUGAAGUUCAAAUUCACUGAUACUAACAUCACAAAAUGUUUAAGCUGUCCAUGUUUAGUGCCGUGCAUGUUCUAGAAAUGUAUGGAAAAAAAUAAUUGUGACGAUCAUAAAAUUGUUGACAGUGCAGUAAACAUUAUAAUGCGGUAUAAGUCUAUUGCAAGGUUAAAAGUAAGCUGCAUGGAUACAUUGCUUUGUGAAAACUCAGUUUGCUUGUUUUGUAGAGUUGUCGUAGUGACAGGUUUAAGAAUCUACUUUAUUAUGUUUAUUCUUUGGCUUUAAAUAGUGUUUCUGUGUCUAUCUGUGGAUUUUAAAGAAAAAAUAAUCUGUUGUGUACAGGGAAAAUAUAUGAAAUCUGUAUAUGUCCUAAGAGUGGUAACAAUCUAUUACUAAAGAUCUUAAAGCUUUAAGUAUACGUUUUUUCAGAUUGGGUGGUUUUUGACAGUACACACUCAAUAUAAAAGAAUACAGUAUUUUAAGCAGUGAAAGUUUUCUAUUUUAUUAUUUUAGUUUUGUAUUAUAUUUUUAAAGCUGUGAUAAACUGUCAUGCCCUUAUUAUCAGGAUGGCCAUUUAUAUACUUAAUUUGCCACUACACAGUUUAGUAAAUUCUAAUACCAAGUGUGCUAAUGCAAUUAAGCUAUUAAGUGAUAAUGCCAUGAAAUGAAAAUAUCGGAUUGUGAUUGUGUAAUGCUUGUGAAAUAGCAUCUGAUGUAGUAAAAAAACUAAAAAAGUAAAUUAAAUCAAUGUAUAUAAAAA
Triplophysa rosa is the source of this 4383-nucleotide messenger RNA. RefSeq names its product Rho GTPase activating protein 46a (gene arhgap46a). Bases 196 to 3417 code for a protein of 1073 amino acids. The record is from RefSeq and is a predicted model, not a curated record. Gene Ontology annotation, biological process: signal transduction. The transcript is spliced from 10 exons. Gene Ontology annotation, molecular function: GTPase activator activity; protein binding. Lineage: Eukaryota; Metazoa; Chordata; Actinopteri; Cypriniformes; Nemacheilidae. Gene Ontology annotation, cellular component: cytoplasm; cytoskeleton.